ACUGCGGAUUUGACUAGCUGUUUAUAUAAACAUGUUUGGUAACCUUAAAGCUUUUAUAAAAGCUGUUCACCAUUUGAUUGUGUAAAAAAACAUUUAUGGACAUUAGUAUACUAGUAUAUAAUACUUUAUAUGUCAUAUUACUACCCAUCAUAAUUAAUAAUUAUUCUAUCCUAAUAUACACUAGGGGAAAAAAAAUAGGUAACAAAACAGGUGGGCAAAUCGAAAGAAUCCAGUAUGAAACCCACCUCUGAUUAAAAGAAAGCCCAUUAGAUAAUUAUAAAUGACUAAAUAAAAAAAAUAAAAGAAUCUCUAACUCCCAAAACCCAGCAACCCAGCUCUCCAUUCGACUUCAAACCAUAAAAAAAUUCCUAACAUCUUAAUCUCCUCAAUUAAUUACUCCAUAUCCUUUCAAAAAAAAGAAAAUUUUAACUACUCUAUAUCAAUCAAACAUCAAUAAUUCAAUUCAACCAUCUUGAUAGAAGUCAACAACAACAUAAUCUUGAGGUAGAACGGUAGAAGAAGCAAUUUGAUACUACAUGCAAUUUGUUUCCAGUCGAGGUUCCAUUUGUGCUCCUCCUUCUAUCCAAUUUCGCGGCGAAAGUAUUCUGGGCAAAAAAUUCACACCUCCAUUUUCAAGACGAGCUAGGAUUGUUCGUUAAUUUGGUGAAUUCGUGAUAAGAAAUUGCGCUGGAGGAAGAAUUAUUUGUCAUCAAGAGGAAAAUGGGUAAACGUAAUGCUCCACUUCCAAAGGAGAAAAAAACAGAGGAAGACGUUGUUAAGGGAAAGGGCGUGUCUACAAGGGCAGGAGCACGAACGAGAACAACUGCAUGUGGACUAAAGGCAGUGGAAGGUUCUUCCAGUGUAAAGAAGAGAAAAGUCUAUGAUGCGGAGACUAGUGGAGAGGAGGAGCCACGUACAGAGAGCAACGAUGACGAGGACGUCGUUAGUAUUCAUAACUUAACCACUACUAUUAGACCGAAGUUGAGUGUAGGUGCUCAGGUGAAGAAAUCGGAGACUGUUGUGUCCACCAGGCUGAGGAAAGGCAUGCAUGAGAAUGAUAGGAUUGAGGUGUUUUCAAAGUUGGUGUCACUGUUGGAUGACAGUCGAAGGGAUUUAGUUAGAAAAAUGGGGUUUGGAGCCCUCCUCACCGUGAAACUGCGCAACCUGUCCCCGGAAUUUGCCUACUGGUUAGUGACCAGGGUAGAUGGUGCUAAUGGGGUGUUUUAUGGUGGGGGCGAUAUGGAAUUCAGCCUGGAUCCCAUCCAAUUUAACUGUGUUUUGGGGCUGCCUAUGGGUACUCAGCCUGUACCAUCUCUUAAUGGAAACCUAGACACACGCCAUAGGAAUAUAGCAGACCAUAUUGUUCAGAUGUAUGGGGAUAGUGGUGGAGUUUCUGUUCAGAAAGCUUGGGAAUUUGCAGUUGGGAUGAGGGACGGACAGGGUAAGGCGGUGGCUACUAUUGUCCCAAUUGUAACAAGAGAGGAGGAAUUUGAAUUUAGAAUAGCCUUUAUGAUUGUUAUACUGGAGCUGGUGUUGUGCCCAAGCACAGACGGGUUUACCUUGGCGGGAAGGUUGUUACCUGCCGCAUCGGUAGCACCGGAGUCAAAUUCAUAUGAUUGGUGCACGUUCUGUUUAGAGUGGCUAAAGAUAUGGUGCAAAAUGUUUGCACAUCAGUUUGAUCAACAUGGAGUUGUUUCUGGAUUGGGGGGCUGCAGCCUAUUUUUGACGGUGUUCUACCUGGACCACCUGAAUGUUGUUCCUAGGCAAUGGUGUGUUAUGCCGAGGGUGGCUGUGUGGUCCCAAUCUGAUGUGGAUGCCCUAAUAGAGGCAGACAAGAAAGCUGGAGGUGACUAUGGAAGAACUCAGUCUGUUGAUGUUGCUUACGGCGAGAGACACCAUCCUCGAUUGCCAAGAGAUAUGCGGGGUUCCUACAUUGCAAAAGAGGUUCUGAAUGUUUUAACAAGCCGAUUUGAGAGAAUCGAGGAACAAAUGCACAACCAAGGAGAGGUUUUAAGAAGUAUGAAACUUGAUUUGUCAAGAAUAGUAGGGGUGAGGGAACAAGAUAGUGGGUUGAAGGACACUCAAAGUGGAGGUACAAGUGGUGGUAGUGUGGGUGGUGUGGCUGUUUGCCCUCUCUCGGAGGUACGCAGACAAUGAGGCCGACCACAAUUCCUACGGCCACUGCACAUCAGUUUGGAGUUCCGUCGCCGGUGGGUUUUGCACCGGCCUUUGGUUCAGCUCGGGGUUUUGGCACCCGAGGCUUUGGGUUCCCUCCUCCUUCCACUUCAGUCUCUCCAGUUUUGGUGAGUGAUCCUAUAACCCCUGGUCCUUCUUCUGCGGUUACCUCAGAUGUUCUUGGAUUUAUGGCUCCCUCUUCCUCUGAUUGUUCUGUCCCUACGAAAUCUAUGACCACGCUACAGACUGAAGUACAAUCUCCUGCUCAGAAGCCGGUAAUCACCACUGAAAUUUUAAAGGGAGUUUCACCUCUUAGGAGCUCCCGGAAGAGUCGUACUGAUAUGGAGAAGGAAUUGGUUGCUUUCAUCAAGGAGUGCCAGGGAAAUAGCAAGGAUGAAGGACCAGAGUUGAUUGAGUUCGAUGGUUUAUGUCUAAGCAAAUAUUAGAUGUAUCGAAUGGUAGCAAUGGAUGAGUAUGCGGGGAUAGAAUACGUCAAAGUGGCUAGUAAGAUGUAUACUAGCAGGUGGAAGGCAGAAUUGGGUGCCGGUAGAGGACGAAGUGUAAUGCUUGAACCUGGUUUCGGGGUUAAGGUACAAACAAACGAACCCCCUCAGUCUCUUGUAGCCCCAUUCGGUGCCCCCUUUGAAAACCUCGUCAUUCGGGAAAUGUUUGUG
This is a messenger RNA of Spinacia oleracea (spinach), 2849 nucleotides long. RefSeq lists its product as uncharacterized. The record is from RefSeq and is a predicted model, not a curated record. Lineage: Eukaryota; Viridiplantae; Streptophyta; Magnoliopsida; Caryophyllales; Amaranthaceae. Bases 721 to 2157 code for a protein of 478 amino acids. The transcript is spliced from 11 exons.